Molecule: messenger RNA, 2434 nt
Organism: Leguminivora glycinivorella
Lineage: Eukaryota; Metazoa; Arthropoda; Insecta; Lepidoptera; Tortricidae
Product: protein Wnt-4-like
Biological process (GO): neuron differentiation; multicellular organism development; cell fate commitment
Cellular component (GO): extracellular region
Molecular function (GO): cytokine activity; frizzled binding
Source: RefSeq, a predicted model, not a curated record
UGCUUUAUGUUGUGUUGUUGCAGUUAUGUUUUGAAUUUUCGUUAGUGUUUUGUUCGUUUGCGGUGAUUUGUGAGUGUUUGACUGUUGAGGAGGAUUGUAGUUUGUCACAAUGGAGCUAUUUUGGAAAGUGCUGAGCUUUCAACUAUUAUUAGCACAGGCUCAGGCGAACUGGUGGAAUCUAGCAGCGCCCAGUCCCGUCCAAGGGAACACGUCUUUGGAGAUGGUCAUGUUGCACAAAGAGAACUGCCAGAGGCUAGACUUCUUGGGCGAGCGGCAGAAGCAACUCUGUUUGCUGUCCGAUAAGAUGGUCCAGGUGCUGCAAACGGGUGCCCAACAGGCGGUGGAGGAGUGCCAGCACCAGUUUCGGCACAGCCGGUGGAACUGCAGCACUAUCCAGAACUCCACCGACAUCUUUGGAGGGGUGCUCAAGUACAAAUCACGCGAAGCGGCGUUCGUACACGCGCUUUCUUCAGCCGCGCUUGCGCACUCCGUGGCCCGCGCCUGCUCGCGAGGAGAACUCAACGAGUGCUCAUGUGACUCGCGGGUGCGGAAGCGUACGCCAAGGCACUGGCAGUGGGGAGGAUGUUCUGAGGAUAUCAGGUAUGGUGAGAUUUACAGCCGGGACUUCGUGGACUCUAAGGAAGACAAGAACACUGAUGAAGGGCUGAUGAACCUGCAUAACAAUGAAGCUGGAAGAAGGGCGGUUCGCGGGCGUAUGCAGCGCGUGUGCAAGUGCCACGGCAUGUCUGGAUCGUGCUCGGUGCGAGUUUGCUGGCGCCGCCUGCCGCAGCUGCGUGCUGUUGGCGACGCGCUCACCACUCGGUACGAAGGGGCAUCACAUGUUAAGGUGGUUGAAAGAAAAAGAGGAAAAAACAUCAGGAAACUGCGACCCCUCCACGCUGACAAAAAGCCUAACAAGACGGACCUGGUUUAUCUAGAAGACUCUCCUGACUACUGCGAACCUAAUGACGAGCUCGGCAUCCUCGGAACCCGCGGUCGCUCGUGCAACCGCACAUCGGCCGGGCUGGACGGGUGCCGCCUGCUGUGCUGCGGGCGCGGCUACCAGACGCGGGUGCGCGACCACGAGGAGAAGUGCCGCUGCCGCUUCGUGUGGUGCUGCCGGGUCCAUUGCGAGCUCUGCCGUUAUAAACGCGAUCAUCAUGUGUGCAAUUAAGUUUAUGGAAAACUAUCAUAGUGUUUUGUAGUUCUGUAGUAGAAUAUUGAGCCUCGAGGCUUCAGGAACACGUGAUUUAACCUUUAAAUCCAUCUCGUUAUGCUGCUGUGUGGCCUUUGUGUUUUGCGUAUGGCUACCAGACACAAGUGCAAAGUGUCAAGAAGAAAAGUGUCACUGUCGCUUCGUUGUGGGUUUAUUGUGAGCUCUGCCGAUACAACCGCGAUCAUGUUUGUGUGAAAUUAAGUUAUUCUUCAACAGAUGAUGUUAUACAACAUGUUUUGAAUAAAGUCCUAUGAGAAAAUGUAGAACAUUGUGGCCCCGGGGCUUUAGGCAACACAUGAUUCAUACUUCAAAUACCUUUCAUUAUGCUGCUGUGCAGCUCAUGUGCUUCGGUAAAACACAUGAUUCAAUAUAUUUUUCUGCCGUGCAGCCCAUAAGGAUUUUAAACAACGCAACCGUAUUUUACGGUUACGGGGAUACGGCAUGUGUUACUUGAAGGUUACAUUGGAUACCUUCACACACGAUAACACCACGUUGUCCCUGACAGGCUAAUAACCUGAAAGUUAGAGAUACCUACUUUAUGAUACUCUUUAGAUAAUAUAUCUGCCUCUUGUCACAGUAUAAUAGAGACUACUAUCGUACAGUAUGGCCACUUCCGCUCCCCGCUGAAACAGCCGCCAACCCCCUUUCCUAACUUCACAGUUACCGCCUUUCAAAAACGUGAACAGUCGACCUGUCAAAUUUCACUGAUGCAAGCAUUAGUACUCGUUAAUUUACACGAGCUUAGACUGCGCUAGGAACGCGCCUCUUUCAUAUAAUUAUUUGUUCGCCAGUGUCCGAGGUGUGCUCUUGUUGUAUAACAAUAUAAAAUCGGUAUUAUAAAAAAAUUAUAGCGAAACCAUAAACAUUUUCUAUUUAAAUGUCCAGUAGGUAUUAAAAAAAUGGUAAGUAACUGUAAUAUUUUAAAUAUCUUCAGUAUUUUGAUAUUGCUGAGUUAUCUGAGUAUCGUACAAUCAAUAAUAAUAUAGAUAGAGCCAAACAUAACUGGUGAAUGUGUCAUUAUAUGUGUCAGGUCAUGUGGAUAAGAAUAAAAUAUGAUAGUACCUAAUAUUUUACUCGGGGAAAGAACGCCAGUAUGAGGAUUCUCAAGCGUCUUACCUCACUGUUCGUCUUACCCCAUCUAACCUUAUAGGUACUUACUUAAAUGAAGUUUGAUUCUUUAUAUAAGGUCCUAAUUUAUUAGUUGCAGAUAUUUUAACA